CCUUCUUAUUUUGGAUUCCAUUCAAUAAAUUCAGUUGCGAGUCCACCCGAGUUGCCUUCAGUACGGGCCGGCAAGAGGCAAGUGCCUUCCCUCGAGUUGUAUGACUAAUAAAUAUCUGGUUGUUCGAAGAUAAAUGUGGGUGAAGAUAUCAGGUAUCACGAGCAGGCAUUAUGGAGCACAACACGCCACUAGAGACAGCAUGCAUUAUGGAGGCAGAGGUUGUGUGUGUGAAAGCGGAGCGCGGAGAUGUGUGUGUGAAUGCAGAGCGCAGAGAGACGUGUGUGAACACGGUGCCCAGAAAAGAGUGUGUGAAAACAGAGCCCGUAGAGGUGUGUGUGAAGACAAAACCCAGAGAGGUGUAUGUGAAGGCAGAGCCCAGAGAAGUAUGUGUUGAGACCGAGCCCAGAGAGGUUUGCGUGAAGAUGGAACCCAGAGAAGUGUGUGUGAAGACUGAGCCCGGAGAGGUGUGUGUGAAGACAGAACCCACAGAGACAUGUGUGAAUACGGAGCCCAGAGAAGUGUGUGUGCGACCAGAGCAGGGAGAGGUGUGUGUGAAGAUGGAGCCUGGAGAGGUGUGUGUGAAGGAGCGGGAGUGCGAUGGCGUUGCGGGCUCUGAUGUUGUGAGCGCGGCGGCCGCGCAGGCCAGACUGUAUACAGACCAUGAGGUCAAGGACGAGCUUGUGCUGGGCCCCGAGGAGUGGCAUCGCCCUAAAGUGCUUCCAGUGUGUUCGGACGGCAGCGCCGCCCGCGCCGGGGAACAGCUCGCGAUGACUGGUCACAGUGGAGACAAACCAUAUGAAUACCAGAGGAUACACACCAGAGAGAAACCAUUUUAUCAAUGUAAUUACUGUGAUUAUAAAACUCGUAAAAAACAACACUUACAAAAUCACCUAACAAUACACACUGGCAACAAGCCUUGCAAAUGUAGUAAUUGUGACUACAAAUGCAGAGAUAGUUCCUUGUUACGAAGACACGUGAGGAAACAUACUGGCGAGAAGCCUUUUACUUGUAGCCACUGUGAUUAUAAAUGUACUCUGAAAACAAACAUGCAAUCACACCAGAUGAUACACACAGGAGCUAAGCCAUAUAAGUGUAGCGUUUGCGACUACAGGUGCACGCGUAAAGGAAACCUGAUAAUACACCAGAGGGUACACACCGGAGAGAAACCGUACGCAUGUAAUUAUUGCGAUUACAAGAGCAGUCAAAAGUCAACCUUACGUACACACGAAAAGACACAUACUGGCGAAAAGCCUUUUCAGUGUAAUCACUGCGAUUUCAAAUGCAGUCGGAAAUCAGAUUUAAAUAAACACCAGAUGAUACACACUGGGGCAAAGCCAUUUCAAUGUAGCUACUGUGAUGAUAAAUUCAGUCAAAAAUCACACUUAAAAGUACACUUGAUGAUACAUACUAGAAAGAAACCAUUUGAAUGUAACGAUUGCGACUACAUAUGCAGUCAGAAGAAGCGCCUUCUAGAUCACCAACGAAUACACAACGGAGAGAAGCCGUACACAUGUAGUCAUUGCGACUACAAGUGCAAACACAAGUCAAACUUACGAAGACAUGAAAGGAUACAUACUGGCGAAAAGCCCUUUCAGUGUAGCCUCUGUGAUUUUAAAUGUCGUGAUAAAUCAAACCUACGACGUCACCAAAAGGCGCAUACUGACGAAGCCUAUUAACCAAAACAACUACAAGUACAGCCUGAAACUGUACAAGAGUUUGGUGAAAAGUAAUUUUAAGGGACACAACAUUAAGAGGGAAGAAUUGCUUUGCGAUCCUAACGAAAUAACGGUACUUUUCUAUGAAAUUUCCAUUUCGGGAGAAAACCGUUUCCACUAAGUAAAUCUUAACAAAUCA
Cydia pomonella (codling moth) is the source of this 1854-nucleotide messenger RNA. RefSeq names its product zinc finger protein OZF-like. The coding region runs from base 171 to 1676 and encodes 501 amino acids. The record is from RefSeq and is a predicted model, not a curated record. NCBI's taxonomy places the organism in Eukaryota, Metazoa, Arthropoda, Insecta, Lepidoptera, Tortricidae. The transcript is spliced from 3 exons.